Messenger RNA from Nicrophorus vespilloides, 1030 nucleotides. RefSeq names its product protein FRG1 homolog (gene FRG1). Gene Ontology annotation, cellular component: striated muscle dense body; catalytic step 2 spliceosome; nucleolus. Gene Ontology annotation, molecular function: actin filament binding. The record is from RefSeq and is a predicted model, not a curated record. Lineage: Eukaryota; Metazoa; Arthropoda; Insecta; Coleoptera; Silphidae. The transcript has 4 exons. Bases 84 to 860 code for a protein of 258 amino acids.
UUGGAGAGGUCAUUUAAAAAACCUAACCUAUAAUAGGUGCCAGUUUGUUUUUGUUAUUAGUUGAGUACUUAAAGGAUUUAGGUAUGGCUGAUUACGGGAAUGUGAAAAUUUCUAAGUUAUCGUUUAAGGGAGAAUCACAAAAAGGAAAGAAACGUAAACACAAGAGCAAGAAACAUGAAAAAGAGAAGGUGGUUGUUGACAAAGAUAGUAUAUCUCAUGGCAAUUGGUGGAAAGUAACAAAAAUAGAAGAUAUGUGUGGACCUGUGGCUAUAGAGUUUGGAGAUCAAACUUAUGUAAAGGCUUUGGACAAUGGUUUAUUCACAUUGGGUGCUCCUCAUAAUGAGUUUGAGGGACCUUCACCUGAAGAGAUUUUAACAGCAGUGGCUAUAACAGAGAGGAAAGUGGCUUUCAAAUCUGGUUAUGGAAAGUAUUUGAGGGUGGAAAAGAAUGGAAAUAUUACAGGAAGAUCAGAUGCUAUUGGGCCUUUGGAACAGUGGGAGCCAGUGUUCCAAGAUGGGAAAAUGGCAAUACAAUCUAAUACAGAGAGUUUUCUAUCAGUGGACGAUGAUGAUAACGUUGUAGCGAAGAGCAGGACGGCGGGCGAAGCGCAGUUUCUUCAAAUCCGCUGCCAGACCGUGAGACAGGACACCAAGCGCAAAGAGGUUCCUGAUGAGGAGCAAGGAACUUUGGAGCAAGUUGAAAUCAAUUACGUCAAAAAAUUCCAGAAGUUCCAGGACAAGAAAUUAAAGAUCUCCCAGGAUGGCAAACAAGCUUUGGAGAAGGCAAAGACGGAAGGAACUUUUUAUGAAACUAUGCUCGAUAGAAGGAGCAAAAUGAAAGCGGACAGAUAUUGUAAAUAAUUUGUUUAUACGUGUAAAUAAAGUUGCCUAUAAUUGUUUAUAAAUAUAAACAAAUUUGCUUUUAACUUAGGUAACUUUAUUCAUUUCCUAUUAUUGCUCUAGAUGUUGUUUUACUUUGUUGAUGCUGUAAAAGGAAGGGAAGAUUUAAACAAUAAUAGCUCGAGAUAAAG